Molecule: messenger RNA, 2429 nt
Organism: Zea mays
Lineage: Eukaryota; Viridiplantae; Streptophyta; Magnoliopsida; Poales; Poaceae
Product: SLT1 protein
Exons: 2
Coding region: 492-2105 (537 amino acids)
Source: RefSeq, marked provisional
CCCGCUUUUCCUUCUUCGCUGGGCGCCUGGGCCCUCCCCUCCCCCUCAUUUCUCCCUGCCCUUGCCUCUUCUCCCCUGUCGCCGGCGAGAGCUCGGGCGGAGACGCCGCAGCACCCGCAGGAGAGCUUUUCUCCCCGGGAAACAAGGAGACCUCCGGAGGGCUCUUCCUUCCACGAGGGCUGCGGCUGUUGGAUUGUGCUGAAAGAUCUCAGUUUUUAUCUCCAAGGAAGGAUUACUCAUCGCGAAUCCGGAUCUGUCGGUGGUGGAAACUGGAAAGUUGCCACUUUUAUGAGGCGAGGCUGUGAGGAACCCGUGUCCCUCCCGUGGAUGUGGUGAGCCCUGAUUGGCGCACCAGGCGAGAAGGGGCAGGAGCCCAGUAGGUGGUGACAGAGCAGGGUGAGAGGGAGAACCGGAGAAGAGAGGUAGCCGGUAUACAAGACAAGCAGGCAACUAUAGGAAGGACGAAGGAAAAGGAGAGGAGGGAGCUCUCCAUGGGGGAGCCCCUCCUCGCCUCCCUCUCUAUGGAGAACAGCAACAGCCACCCCUGCACGCUCCUCUCCAUGGACCCUGCCGGCUCGCACCUGGCCUCCGCCGAGUCCUCGGGCGGCGGUAGCGCCGCGACCAAUGGGGUUGGCAAUGGUGUUGACCGGGAACUCUUUGUCAUUCCGCGGCGUGAGUCGGCGCACCCUGUUCCGCCGGACAUCAACCUCCCGCUCUCUGCAGAUCACUCACCGCUGCCUCCGUCGUGGAGCCUCGACACGUUCGACAUACUUGAUGUCACUCUUGGAACACACAACUACGAGUCUGAGGUUGCGCUUACGCUUCCAAAGCCGACCGGCAACGGCAAUGGCAGUGCCGCUAUCGGCGUCGGCGCGAGGAAAUACGCUAAGAGAGGCGACAGCAUCUGGGGCGCGUGGUUCUUCUUCAAUAACUACUUCAAGCCUGCACUUGUGGAGAAGUCAAAGGGGAAGAUGGUGCGAGACGCGUCCAGGAACAUCUCGGGCUUUGACAAGUCUGAUCUACGUCUUGAUGUCUUCCUGGUGCAGCAUGACAUGGAGAACAUGUACAUGUGGGUUUUCAAGGAGCGGCCCGACAAUGCCCUUGGGAAGAUGCAGCUCCGGAGCUUCAUGAAUGGGCAUUCCAAGCAUGGGGAGCCGUCUUUCCCGUUCAGUGCCGAUAAGGGCUUUGCCAGGUCACACCGCAUGCAGCGAAAGCACUACCGUGGGCUGUCAAACCCGCAGUGCCUUCAUGGGAUUGAGAUCGUGGCCUCGCCAAAUUUGUCCGCAGUUCCUGAGUCUGACUUGAAGAGGUGGGCUGAACUGACAGGCAGGGAACAUAAUUUUUCAGUACCAUCUGAAGCCAGUGACUUUGAGUCAUGGAGGAAUCUUCCCAGCACUGAUUUUGAACUUGACAGGCCACAUCCACCGGCCGCAAAGAGUGCCACUCAUGGCCAGAAGAAGGGAUUGAAUGGUUCAGGUCUCAACCUUUCAACUCCACCAUCAUCAGACGAUGGGAUGGACCUUUCACCGAAAUGUGCCAAACGCCGCAAGGAUUUCUUUGGCCAUGGCGUAGAGGAGGACUGUGUGAUGGCGAACAAUUCUUGUUCCGACAGAGAGCAAGAGGCAGAAGCUCACACUGGUGAGCCAUCAUGGAUGCACGAGUUCACUGGUGUGGCUAAGCAUGCAAGCGGCCCUGUCACUGCUGCCAAGACGAUAUAUGAGGAUGAGGAAGGGUACUUAAUCGUGGUGAGCAUGCUUUUCUCCGAUCCACAUAGUGUCAAAGUAUCAUGGAGGAACACGCUGACGCACGGCAUCGUGAAGAUAACAUGCGUGAGCACUGCCCGGAUGCCCUACAUUAAGAAACACGACAGGACGUUCAAGCUGACGGACCCUUUCCCCGAGCACUGCCCUCCCGGCGAGUUUGUGAGAGAGAUCCCUCUGGCGACACGGAUUCCAGAAGACGCGAAGAUCGAGGCGUACUAUGACGAGACAGGAACUGGGCUGGAAAUCAUGGUCCCCAAGCACCGGGUUGGACCAGAGGAGCAUGAAGUUCAGGUGUGCAUGAGGCCCCCACAUCUUGGUGACAACGAUCUCGUGCUCUCCUAGAACAGGAAAACAGCUAGCUUUUAGAUGUUCUGGUGUCAUGCUCAUGCCAUGAGAUACUGGAACAUAAACUGGUGGUGCCAUGGCUCAGUAAGAGCCGUCCUAUUUGCUGCUAAACAUGUAGCUUGUAAGUUGAGAAUUCCUUUCCCCCCAUAAAAGUUUGUGAUUUAGGCAAAAGGUUACCUCCUCCCUCUGUUAAUUUCCCUCUGUACCUCUGCUACACAAGUGCAUCACUAUUGGUGAUCUUCCUUGACUAUCUGAAAGCUGACUAGUCAAGAUUCUGUGUAUAUUCAGAUGACCAGGUUCGUAAUAAUGUUGUUGAUGGCU